Molecule: messenger RNA, 2190 nt
Organism: Papaver somniferum (opium poppy)
Lineage: Eukaryota; Viridiplantae; Streptophyta; Magnoliopsida; Ranunculales; Papaveraceae
Exons: 6
Coding region: 1-2190 (729 amino acids)
Source: RefSeq, a predicted model, not a curated record
AUGUCAUUGCUGUGCAGCUGUUGUGGUGAAAGGAGUGAAUUUAUAGGAAAGAAAGGAGAUGUAGCACUUGCUUGGAAGGAUGGAUUCGACAUUGUUGUAAACAAUUCCGGCCAACAAGGGUUUGUAUGCUCAACUAAAUCUAUCAAAGCAGAUAAGGAUGAGGUAUUAGAUACUAUCAAACCUAAAUUGUGUUCUCUGGACAAUGAUAUCUUGGAAGCCCCAUUAUCCGAUGAGGAGAUAAGAGUGAUUGCUUUCCAAAUGGGGGCAAAAAAAGCACCAGGGCCAGAUGGCUUUACUGGUCUUUUUUACCAGUCUUACUGGGAUAUUGUGGGGGAUAAUGUUACUCAAAUGGUUAAACAAUUUUAUAAAAAGAAUAAAACAAAUCUUGGAAGUGCUGCAAUCAAGCUGGACAUGUCCAAGGCUUAUGAUAGAUUGGAAUGGUCAUUUUUGGCUAAAGCUAUGGAAAAAUUGGGGUUUAAUCCAAAGUGGAUUAGACUAAUUAUGAACUGCAUAAGUAUUGUUUCCUAUUCAAUUCUCCUAAAUGGAAGUCAUAUUGGGAAAUUCAAACCUGAAAGAGGUUUAAGACAAGGGGACCGUAUGUCCCCUUAUCUAUACAUUGUAUGUGCUGAAGCCUUUACUUCAUAUAUUAAACACUUGGAGGAUUCUAACCUGGUACAUGGUAUAAAAUGUGCUAAGACUGGUCCUUCCAUUAGUCACAUUUUGUUUGCAGAUGACAGUCUACUCUUCACUAUGGCAACUAUCCCUGAUUUUCAUGCUAUCAAAAAUUAUCUGCAAAAGUAUUGCAAUGCAAUUGGUCAAGAGAUUAAUUUCAAUAAGUCAGGGUUAUUCUUUAGCUCUAAAAUCCAUCCAAGGCAUAGAAAAAUGUUAGCCAAAAUCCUAAACAUCACUACUCUCAAUCUAGGAGAGAAGUAUUUGGGAACUCCAAUUACUAUCCUAAAAUCUAAAACACAAACCCAUCUCUCUAUGUUGAGUACAGCGGAGAAAAGGGUGAAUAAUUGGCUAACUCAAUUUCUAGCUCAGGCUGGCAAGUCCACACUGGUAAAGCAUGUAGGACAAGCAAUGUCACUUUACCAAAUGGCUACUUUUUUAAUUCCAAAAAGCAUAUGCAAUAAAAUUGAUUCUCACCUUAAUAGAUACUGGUGGGGGGAGGAUCUAGACACAAAGAAGAGUAAAUUGCAUCUCAUAGCUUGGGAGAAUAUCUGCAAAACCAAGAAAGAAGGUGGAUUAGGAUUUAGAAUCAGUGAGAUAAACAACUUAGCCAUGAUGGCUAGAAGUGUUUGGAAAUUAAUAGAAAAUCCAUCUUCUCUUCUGGCGCAAGUUCUGAAAGCAAAAUAUUAUGCAAACAGUGAUGUCUUGAACUCUUAUUGUCCUGAUAAGGCUUCUUGGGUAUGGAAAUGUCUACAUAACACAAUGAACAAAAUAAAACCAUUUAUCUCAUGGGUAGUGGGGGAAGGAAAUUUUAUAGACCCAUGGUGUAAUUGGAUACCUAGGAAAGGAGUUGCAACACCAAAAGCAAACUCAAUUCCUGAUAAGAACUUAAAAGUAAGUGAUAUUAUUAAUCAUGACACAAGAACAUGGGAUACAAAAAAAUUAAGUGAUGUUUUUGACCAAUCUUCAAAAGAGAUGAUUCAAAAAAUCCCUCUUAGAUCUGAAUCUUCUAUAGACAGAAGAAUUUGGACUCCAACUAAAGAUGGAGUCUUUACUACAAAGUCUGCAUAUACCACCUUUAGUGUGAGGGGGGAUGAUUCUGAAUCUGAUUUAUGGAGUGCAGUUUGGAAACUGAAAGUGCCUGCAAGAAUCCAACUUUUUGUAUGGAAGGCUCUAAAAAGGGCACUACCAGUGAAUGAAAUUCUUCAUAAAAGAAUUCAUAUAUCUGAAUACAUUUGCCCUAAAUGGAAAUUGAAGACGGAAUCAACAAUGCAUGCUUUAGUCACCUAUUCUUCUCAUCAAUUUAUCUACGCAGAGUCGAAGAACCUGAUUUCUUGUUCUGCAGAAGAAGCGGAGAUCUGUGGGAUUAAAGAUGCCUUAAGAGUUGCGAAGGAGAUGAAGAUGGAUCGAAUUAUAAUCGAAGCUGAUGCCGCAGAAAACAUGGGUUGGUAUGUGCCACCGGUUUGGCUCCUACCUGCCCUGUGUGGCGACUUUAGGGACGAACCAACUGAUGUUCUGUAA